GUUUUUUGUUUUCAGAAUAAUUUGGAGAAGAUGUGCAGGUCUCUGGAAGACCAGAUGAACGAAUACAAAACAAAGGCAGAAGAGGGACAGCGUACUAUCAAUGACUUCACCAUGCAGAAAGCAAAGCUUCAAACUGAGAAUGGUGAACUUGUAAGGCGGCUAGAGGAAAAGGAUUCCCUGGUGUCCCAACUAACCAGAGGAAAACAGUCCUACACUCAACAAAUUGAAGACCUUAAAAGACAACUAGAGGAGGAAGUCAAGGCCAAGAAUGCAUUAGCCCAUGCAGUGCAGUCUGCUCGUCAUGACUGUGACCUGCUCAGGGAGCAGUAUGAGGAGGAGCAGGAGGCCAAGGCUGAAUUGCAGCGAGGCAUGUCCAAGGCCAACUCUGAGGUGGCUCAGUGGAGAACUAAAUAUGAAACUGAUGCCAUCCAGAGAACCGAGGAACUGGAGGAGGCAAAGAAAAAGCUGGCUCAGCGUCUGCAGGAUGCUGAGGAGGCUGUGGAAGCAGUGAAUGCUAAAUGUUCAUCUCUGGAGAAGACCAAACAUAGGCUGCAGAAUGAGAUUGAAGAUCUCAUGGUGGAUGUGGAGAGGUCUAAUGCUGCUGCUGCUGCUCUGGACAAGAAGCAAAGAAACUUUGAUAAGGUCUUGGCAGAAUGGAAGCAGAAGUAUGAAGAGUCUCAAGCAGAGCUGGAGAGCUCUCAGAAGGAAGCCAGGUCUCUGAGCACUGAGCUCUUCAAACUGAAGAACUCCUAUGAAGAAUCUCUUGAACAUCUAGAGACCAUGAAGAGAGAGAAUAAGAAUCUACAGGAGGAAAUAUCUGACCUCACUGAGCAAAUUGGGGAGAGUGGAAAGAGUAUCCAUGAGCUUGAGAAGAUUCGAAAACAGUUAGAACAAGAGAAGUCUGAGAUACACACAGCCCUGGAGGAAGCAGAGGCCUCACUGGAACAUGAGGAAGGGAAGAGUCUAAGAGCCCAGCUUGAGUUCAACCAGAUUAAGGCUGAUCUUGAUCGCAAGUUGGCCGAGAAAGAUGAAGAGAUGGAGCAAGCAAAGAGAAAUCAGCAGCGAAUUGUGGAUACUCUUCAGAGCUCUCUUGAUGCUGAGACUCGCAGCAGGAACGAGGCUCUCCGUUUGAAGAAGAAGAUGGAGGGAGACCUCAAUGAGAUGGAGAUCCAGCUAAGCCAGGCCAACAGGCAGGCAGCUGAGGCACAGAAACAACUUAAAUCUGUUCAUGCACAUUUAAAGGACCUUCAGCUCCAGCUUGAUGAUGCUCUUCGAGCCAAUGAUGAUCUAAAGGAAAACAAUGCCAUAGUUGAGAGACGCAACAACCUGCUUCAGGCCGAAGUGGAGGAGCUCAGGUCUGCUCUGGAGCAAACUGAGAGAGGUCGCAAACUUGCUGAGCAAGAGCUGCUGGAUGUUAGUGAAAGGGUGCAGCUACUGCACUCACAGAACACCAGCCUGAUAAAUCACAAGAAGAAGCUGGAGGCUGAUACAUCCCAGCUUCAGGCAGAAGUAGAAGAUGCUGUGCAGGAGUGCAGAAAUGUUGAAGAGAAGGCCAAGAAGGCCAUUACUGAUGCUGCCAUGAUGGCAGAGGAGCUAAAGAAAGAGCAGGACACCAGUGCUCACCUGGAGCGUAUGAAGAAGAACAUGGAGCAAACCAUCAAAGACCUGCAACACCGUCUGGAUGAAGCUGAACAGAUCGCCAUGAAGGGAGGCAAGAAGCAGGUGCAGAAGCUUGAGGCCAGGGUCAGGGAACUUGAAAAUGAGGUGGAAAGUGAACAGAAAAAGGCCAGUGAUGCUGUAAAGGGAGUAAAAAAGUAUGAAAGACGUAUCAAGGAGCUUACCUAUCAGACAGAAGAAGACCGUAAAAAUCUAGCUCGUCUUCAAGAUUUGGUGGACAAGCUGCAGCUUAAGGUGAAAUCCUAUAAGAAGGCUUCUGAAGAUGCUGAGGAACAGAGCAACAGUUAUCUUACCAAGUUUCGUAAGCUUCAACAUGAGUUUGAUGAAGCUGAAGAGAGAGCUGACAUCGCUGAGUCUCAGGUCAACAAGCUACGUGCCAAGACCCGAGAUGUGGGGUCAAAAAGAGGACUUGACGAGUGAAGAGUGAAGUUUCCUCAAAAAUGACUGUUUCUGAGGCACCUGUUGCCUGGUGUCUCCCUAAGCAUGUGUUGUGUUUAAUAAAUGUAAUAUGCAUCUAAAA
This is a messenger RNA of Sander lucioperca (pikeperch), 2197 nucleotides long. Its product is annotated as myosin-7-like. Gene Ontology annotation, cellular component: myosin complex. The transcript is spliced from 13 exons. Lineage: Eukaryota; Metazoa; Chordata; Actinopteri; Perciformes; Percidae. Bases 31 to 2097 code for a protein of 688 amino acids. The record is from RefSeq and is a predicted model, not a curated record.